UUUUCUUUGCCGUUUGACUUGGGCAGGUAGUCUUUUUGCGUCAUGUGCGUAUAACAUCGUAAAAACCCGACAGACUUAGGUCCGACAAGUGUAAUGUUAUAUACUUGUUUUCUCUGCCGUUCGACUUGGGCAGGUGGUCUUCUGCGUAGUGUACGUACAACACCGUUAAAGCCAUGAAAAAAAGAGGUCCGACUACCCAGCAAUAAAAUGCAGCUGCUCCGCUUUCCGUGUUUUUCCGAACUGGUUUGCAGCCAGCAGCUGUUUGUGCUUCACAAGCGGUUGCUCUUGCUCCGACAGUGGACAGAUGAGCCAGUCCAGCAUGACUGUCCAUGCCACCGGCCGACGCAAGGACAGUCCGCAGGCGCUAAAGAUGUGAGGAGAUUGCGGUGGCUUGACUUGUGACUUUUGAUAAUAUAUACAAUAUGUAUAUAUAUAUAUAUGUAUGGACAUGAUUGGUGAUAUUUGGUUGGGCACCCAUUCACUACAGGGCCUUUUGCUGUCCUGGGGCGUCUUCUUGGUGCAACGCCCCAAAGCGGAGCCCGAAAGGGAAAGAGAGAUGCCCAGUAGUUCUGAUAGACUCCAAACCCACAGAGGACCGAACUCCGAAACCCACUUGCUUGGUCGCUAUUCGGAAAAUGGUCGAAGUAAGCCGGUCAAUUCUCAGGAUUGUGAAUGGCUGCCACAGCCAGCCGAUGUGGAUUGCUCAUGCAAUCGCUGCAGGCAGCGGCCCUGACCAGAAUGUGAGGAUUGCGCCGGGUGGUUUUCACGACUUCCCAACUCCCAGUCAUUUGUCGGCCACACGCUUUUGGCCCAAGAUGGGCUGCGAUGAGUCUGGUCACAACUGUGCCAUCGGCAGCAGCGGAGGGCCAGGGCAAAGCUGUCAGUUCAACCCGGUCACCGGGCAGGAAGACUACAAGAACUGCGCUCCGCCAGUGGACACCAAGUUCGAAGCGAGCUUUGGUGAGAAUGGCGCACCCUGCAAUCCGAAGACUCCAGGAGGGGUAGAGAUGAAGGGCUGCGAUUAUGUGGACAUCAGCUUGGUGGAUGGCUGGACUUUGCCCGUGAAACUCGACAUUCAGGGUGACUGUAGAACUGCCACGGACCAGAAGGUCGAUGUCUUAGACUGUGAGGGGCUCUCGCUGAACUCUUGCCCUGCAGCUGAGCACCUCACAGCAGCAGGUUUCACUGCAGAUUUGCGGGCCAUCAAUCCAAAGACUCAUAAGGUUUCUGGAUGCUACAGUCCGUGCAGCAAGCUCUUGGACACCAAGUGGAGCAAUCAGGAACGCUCUAGUGGUCGGCGGCCAGAAGAGAGCGAGGUCUCUCCCUACUGCUGCCCCACUCCUCCACAGACGCCAGAGUCAUGUCGGGCAGGGCCGAUCACCAGGACCAGCUUCUUGAAGACCGUGCACGAGAAGUGUCCUGGGGUCUAUGGCUAUGCCUACGACGACGGCACCGGCUUGAUGCGGUGCUCAUCUGCGACGCACUACACGGUGACCUUCUACUGCCCUGCCGAUCUCCCAGCAUGA
This is a messenger RNA of Durusdinium trenchii, 1526 nucleotides long. Lineage: Eukaryota; Dinophyceae; Suessiales; Symbiodiniaceae. The record is from the annotation of a GenBank genome assembly.